AUAUCCGGCAUAUGAGUUUCCCCGGGAAGGUUUGGCGCGUAAUCCGUUGUUUUGGGUUUGUCCUCGGAUUCAUCGGAAAUUUUGAUAUUUUAUAAUUUAUAAUACAACUUAGAUAAGAAGAUGGCUCCAGUUUCAAAUCCAGAUAAAGACGCAGACGGUGGGGAUUACGAUGAUGCAGACAGCUGUGGUCUUGCUGCAUCCCGUUCCAGACGGGAGAAACGAGAAAAAGUGGGCCGCAAGUCCGCACUGGAGCAGCUCAAGAGAGCAAAGAAGGGAGAGAAAAUAAAAUAUGAGGUUGAGGACAUCUCCAGUGUGUAUGAGGAAGUGGAUGAGGAGCAGUACUCGAAAAUGGUGCGGGACAGGCAGGAUGAUGACUGGAUUAUUGAUGAUGAUGGAACAGGCUAUGUGGAGGAUGGCAGAGAGAUCUUUGAUGAGGAACUGGAGGAUAAUGUGGCGGAAAAAGGCCCUAAAGGGAAAUCGGGUCAAGGAGGCGGGUCAAAAGAGAACAAGAAUGCUAAGAAGUUGGCAGUCAGUAAACCCAACAGCAUAAAGAGUAUGUUUAUGAACAGCAAUGUCAAAAGGCCUACAGAGAAAGACGUUGACCUGUCCAAAGAUGAUCUUCUGGGAGAUAUUCUACAAGAUCUGCACUCUGAGAAACCAGUGCUCACUCCACCACCGGUCAUUACCUUGAAGAAGAAGAAAGCACUGGGAUCCCCCAUGAACCCCUUUUCUGUCAAAUCACAGACUCCCAAGGAGUCACCAACUGCCCCAGUAUCAAAGCCCAGACUCACAGUCCCAUGCCCCCCUCCAACUGAACCCUCACCAAGGCCAGCCUCUAAACCAGCUCCCUCUGUCCAGACCAAAAAGCUAAAGGUGGAGGAACCUGAGGAAGUCGGUGACUCGUUGGAUUUUGAUGAAAUGGACUUUGAUGAGCCAAUGGACCUAGGUGCUGAGGAACAGAAGAAAGUGACGGUUAAAGUGGAGGCAGAACCUGAGCCUAUUGUUAAAGUAGAGCCCAAAACUGAACCACAAGAAGAGGUGUUAAAGUCAGGCAUGGUGGGAGGAUCCUGCUGGGAGAAAAUGGAGGAGGAGGAGGCUGAUGAAGCUCCUGUGGAGGUGCAGGUGGAUUCUAGCCAGCUCCCAUUGGUGGAGGGUCCAGAUGGAGAAAUGGUUUUCCGCUUUUACUGGCUGGAUGCCUUUGAAGACCAGUAUAACCAGCCAGGUGUGGUGUACUUAUUCGGCAAGGUGUGGAUAGAGUCAGCUAAAGCCCAUGUCAGCUGUUGUGUGGCUGUGAAGAACAUUGAAAGAACUAUGUACUUCUUGCCACGGGAGAAUAAAGUGAACCUGCAGACUGGUGAGGUGACAGAUGUUCCUGUUGGAAUGAUGGACGUUUACCAAGAGUUUAACAGCCUGUCAGAAAAAUUCAAAAUCAUGAAAUUUAAGUCCAAGAAAGUGGAGAAAAACUACGCCUUUGAGAUUCCAGAUGUGCCUACCCAGUGCGAGUACCUAGAAGUGCGAUACUCUGCUGAGAUGCCCCAGCUGCCAUCUGACCUGAAGGGCACUACCUUCUCCCAUGUGUUUGGUACCAACACUUCAAGCUUGGAGCACCUCCUCCUCAGCAGAAAGAUCCGUGGGCCAUGUUGGCUUGACAUUAAAACCCCUACACUUAGCAGUCAGCCUAUGAGCUGGUGUAAGGUGGAGGCCAUUGCUCUGAAAAGUGACCUGAUUUCGGUGGUGAAAGACCUUACUCCUCCUCCACUGGUUGUCAUGUCUAUCAGCCUGAAGACAGUUCAGAACCCAAAGACCCACCACAAUGAGAUUGUGUCCCUGGCUGCUCUUAUUCACUACAAGUUUCCUCUGGACAAAGCUUCUCCACGUGUCCCUUACCAGACCCAUUUCUGUGUUGUGAGCAAGCCCAAUGACUGUAUCUACCCCUAUGAUUUCAACGAGGCAGUCAGAAAAAAGAAAGGCAUUGUGGAGAUUGCUGCAACUGAACGAACACUUUUGGGCUUCUUCUUGGCUAAGAUGCACAAAAUAGAUCCUGAUGUUAUAGUGGGUCAUGACAUCUUGGGAUUUGACCUUGAAGUGCUUCUGCAGAGAAUUACUGUGUGCAAGGUUCCCUUCUGGUCCAAAAUUGGACGACUGAGAAGGGCAAACAUGCCAAAACUUGGGGGUCGUGGUGGGUUUGCAGAGAAGAGUGCUGCGUGUGGUCGACUGGUGUGUGACGUGGAGGUGUCUGCUAAGGAGCUGAUCCGCUGUAAGAGCUACCAUUUGACGGAGCUAGCAGCCCAGAUCUUGAAGACUGAGAGAGCUGUGGUCGCUCCAGAGAACAUCAGGAACAUGUACAGUGACUCUCCACACCUGCUCUACCUGUUGGAGCUGACCUGGAUGGAUGCCAAACUUAUUUUGCAAAUCAUGUGUGAGCUAAAUGUGCUUCCACUGGCCCUGCAGAUCACCAACAUUGCUGGCAAUGUUAUGUCCCGCACACUGAUGGGUGGUCGCUCAGAGCGGAAUGAGUAUCUGCUUCUCCACGCCUUCCAUGAGAAGAACUACAUAGUUCCAGACAAGCAGUUCUUCAAGAAACCACAGCAGGACCCUGGGGAAGAUGAGGAUGUGGAUGUGGGCAAAAACAAGUCUGGUAAAGUGAAGAAGAAGGCUGCGUAUGCUGGAGGUCUGGUUUUGGAUCCCAAAGUCGGUUUCUAUGAUAAAUUCAUUCUGCUGCUGGACUUCAACAGUCUGUACCCGUCCAUCAUCCAGGAGUUCAACAUCUGUUUCACCACAGUUCAGAGAGAGGCGACUGGCUCUCGCAAAAAGACUGAGGAGGAUGACUUUAAUGAGGUUCCCGAGCUUCCUGAUCCAGAUCUGGAGAUGGGAGUUCUUCCUAAAGAAAUUCGUAAGCUGGUGGAGCGUCGACGACAGGUCAAACAGCUGAUGAAGCAGCCUGAUCUAAACUCAGACUUGUACCUGCAGUAUGACAUUCGACAGAAGGCCCUGAAGCUGACUGCUAACAGCAUGUAUGGAUGCCUGGGUUUCUCCUUCAGUCGGUUCUAUGCAAAACCACUGGCUGCAUUGGUCACUCACAAAGGCAGAGAGAUCCUGAUGCACACCAAAGACAUGGUGCAGAAGAUGAAUCUGGAUGUUAUCUACGGAGAUACCGACUCAAUCAUGAUCAACUCCAACAGCACCAACUUAGAGGAGGUCAUGAAAUUGGGUAACAAGGUGAAAAGUGAGGUGAACAAGCUUUACAAGCUGUUGGAGAUUGACAUUGAUGGCGUGUUUAAGUCUCUGCUGCUGCUGAAAAAAAAGAAAUAUGCUGCACUGAUGGUAGAGCAGCAAGGGGACGGCCGCUACACCACCAAGCAGGAGUUCAAAGGUCUGGACAUUGUGCGCAGGGACUGGUGUGACCUCGCCAAGGAGUGUGGCAACUACGUGCUAGGUCAAAUUCUGUCAGACCAGAAUCGCGACACUAUAUUGGAAAACAUUCAGCAGCACCUCAUUGAGGUGGGGGAGAAGGUGGCCAGUGGCAGCAUCCCUGUAAACAUGUUUGAGAUUCACAAGGCCCUGACAAAGGACCCUCAAGACUACCCAGAUAAGAAGAGUCUCCCCCAUGUUCAUGUAGCCCUGUGGAUCAACUCUCAGUCAGGCAGGAAAGUUAAAGCAGGCGAUACCAUAUCCUACGUCAUCUGCCAGGAUGGGUCAAAUCUUGCAGCCAGUCAGAGGGCGUAUGCUCCAGAGCAGCUUCAGAAACAGCAAGGGCUGAGCCUGGACAACCAGUACUACCUCUCCCAGCAGGUGCAUCCUGUGGUGGGCCGUAUCUGUGAGCCAAUUGAAGGCAUUGAUGGUGUGCUGAUCGCCACGUGGUUGGGACUGGAUCCAGGGCAGUUUCGUGCCCAGCAGAGACAGCAGCGUGAGGAGGAGUCUGAUGGUCUUCUAGGUGUCCCGGCACAGCUCACAGAUGAGGAACGUUAUCGUGACUGUGAGAGGUUCUCCUUCUUCUGCCCUGAUUGUGGCACUGAGAACAUCUAUGAUUCUGUCUUUGAGGGAACGGGGAGUGUUCUGGAGCCCAGCUUAAAGCGCUGCUGUCACAUCCCUUGCGGUGGAAGCCCCAUGGACCAUCACGUUAAAAUCAGCAACAAACUGCUGCUAGACAUCCGCCGACACAUUCGCAAAUACUACAGUGGUUGGCUCGUGUGUGAGGACCAAGCGUGCCAGAACCGAACUCGACGGCUGCCCGUUGCGUUUUCCCGUUCGGGCCCUAUAUGUCCACUUUGCUGCAAGUCCACUCUCAAGCCAGAGUAUUCUGAGAAGGCGCUCUACAACCAGCUGAGCUUCUACAGGUACAUCUUUGAUUGGGACUACGCCGCAAACAAAUCAGAGGAGAAACAGAGAUGUAAGAGCUGGAAUCAGGAGAAAGAAGUUUAUAAGAAAAUAAAGGGGGUGGUGGAUCGCACCUUGGCUUCCAGCAGCUACUCUGAGGUCAACCUGGCGAAGCUUUUUCAGACCUUCACCACACUAAAAUAACAACAUUCAUCCAUAGGGACAAGGUGGGGCCAUAGAUGACGACUUAUGACAUUUUUUGUUUGUUUGAUUACUCUUAAGUGGGCCCAUGAUUUUCUAAUUGUGAUUACUAUUUUUUUUUUUAAACAGUGUAUAUAGUGAUUUUGUAUUGUAUGUAUUGAAUGCUAUUUUCCAGUUGUUCCAUGCCCCUACCCUCGCCUCCCACCCCCCACUUAAAUUUCUAACUCUGCUUGUAAGCUAGUUGUUUGUGUUGCUGUCCACUGCACUGUCUUUGUGUGCUGAUGGUGUGGUGUGAAUUGAGGUCAGAGGUGAGGAGAGAUGAUGGCAGUGCUACGUGUGACCAUCAGACCCUGCCUUGAUUGACCAUCGUCGUCACCCACUCUGGCCCAUGUCUUUCAUCACGUCCAUUUAUCCUCUAAUCGAUCUCAGUUUGGUGGCAGAACAGGCCAGAAGUGUGCCUAAAGACCUUUAACAACACCACCACCAGCAUCCUUAGCCCUCUUCUAAUUCAACUGCACACAGAGGCAACAUUUUUGAGGUAACAAUCAGGGGUAAUACCUUCUCGCCACCGCCGCUGGUCCUUGACAGCAUGGCAAUUAGCCAAUGAUACAAACUUGGCCAGUCAUUUAAGCCGAUUGGACAUCCAUUCGCGCUGUGCCUCGCACUUAUGUCUGGCUGUUUUGGGCUGGACUGAAGUGGGAACGUUUGUCAGUCAGUGCUUUGCGACCACUGUUAUGUUCGUAUUAUGUUCUCUAUUAUUUGCAGACCUCUUUCCAUCUAUAUGUAUCUAUAUCUAUCCAUCUGUCUUGUUCUUGUCUGUACCUGUGCUGAAAUGACCUAAUAAAGUGUUUUUGUACUGAAAUUAAAAUAAAGCGAUACAAAAAGA
Molecule: messenger RNA, 5404 nt
Organism: Astyanax mexicanus (Mexican tetra)
Lineage: Eukaryota; Metazoa; Chordata; Actinopteri; Characiformes; Acestrorhamphidae
Gene: pola1
Product: polymerase (DNA directed), alpha 1
Exons: 37
Coding region: 121-4521 (1466 amino acids)
Biological process (GO): mitotic DNA replication initiation; DNA replication; leading strand elongation
Cellular component (GO): alpha DNA polymerase:primase complex
Molecular function (GO): chromatin binding; single-stranded DNA binding; purine nucleotide binding
Source: RefSeq, a predicted model, not a curated record